This is a messenger RNA of Phoenix dactylifera (date palm), 1428 nucleotides long. RefSeq lists its product as uncharacterized. The record is from RefSeq and is a predicted model, not a curated record. Lineage: Eukaryota; Viridiplantae; Streptophyta; Magnoliopsida; Arecales; Arecaceae.
CAAGGGCAUUUUCCCCAGCUCCAAAGUCCACCUCCGUUUUCUCCAUCCAUCCCCUUCGCUCCUUUCUCCUCUCUGUGUAGUCGACUCAUCCCCAAUUCCCCAAAGAGAAACCUUAAUUCUAAUUCUUCUUCUUCUUCUUCGAAUCGUCGACAUGGAUCGAGAGCCGGAGGAGCUCCAAUUCUUGGGUAUAGUGGGGAUCUGCCACGAGGCCUCCAAGAUCCUGCACUCAUGGCAGCGCCUCUUCGCCCAGAUCGCCCUCGCCCUGGUCCUCCCGCUCUCUGUCCUCUUCCUCGCCCACAUCUACGUCUCCCACCUCCUCUUCUCGAAGAUCGACCGCAGCGAGGUCGCCCUCGACGUCGCCACCCCGGGCUCCCCCUCGGAGUCCGCCAUCCUCUCCCGCCUCUCCGCCGAGUGGUCCGCCUUCCUCCUCUUCAAGGCCGCCUACCUCCUCGCCCUCCUCGUCCUCUCCCUCCUCUCCACCUCCGCCGUCGUCUACUCCGUCGCCUCCAUCUACACCGCCAAGGACCUCUCCUUCGCCAAGGUCCUCGCCGUCGUUCCCAAGGUCUGGCGCCGCCUCAUGAUCACCUUCCUCUGGGCCUUCCUCCUCCUCGUCGCCUAUAACACCGCCGCCCUCAUCCUCGCCGUUCUCGCCGUCCUCCUCCUCGGCCCCCACACCGCCGGGCUCGUCGCCAUCGCCCUCAUCGCCCUCGUCUACGCCGCCGGCCUCGUCUGGAUCAGCGUCGUCUGGCACGUCGCCAGCGUCGUCUCCGUCCUCGAGGACGCCUGCGGCAUCGAGGCCAUGCGCAAGAGCCGGGCCCUCAUCCGGGGCAAGACCUGGACGGCCGUCGCCAUUUUCGUCGUGCUCAACCUCUGCUUCGUGGGUGUGGAAGUGGGUUUCCGACUUGCGGUCGUCCGGGGGAAUUACUUGAAUCUCGGGGUGGGGUCCAGGGUCGGGUACUCGGUGCUGAUGCUCUCCUUCCUUUGUGCGGUGAUUCUGUUCGCGCUGGUGGCGCAGACGGUGGUGUAUUUCGUGUGCAAGUCGUACCAUCACGAGAGCAUCGAUAAAUCGAGCCUAGCGGACCAUCUGGAGGUCUAUUUGGGGGACUACAUGCCGCUCAAAGCCAGGGAUGUGCAGCUCGAGCAGUUCCACGUUUGAUGUUCUUCAUGAGACGGAUUCAAUAUUUUCUAAACAGCUCUUGCAUAAAUUACUUGUGAUGAUGAUAUUCGCACAUAGAUGAUGGAUGAUGCUAUAUGUAAACGAUGUAAUAAUCUCUUUGUAUGUGGUUUUUUUGGAAGAAGGAAACUUACAGGGCUUUACAGUUGGGUUCUGUGUCUAUUUUUCUUUCCUGUAUCUGUAAAUCCAGAAUGGAAAAACCUAUUCGGUUCCAUCAAUUAGAUGGAGAGAUCGAAGCUAUUUGUGGCUCUAUA